Messenger RNA from Rhincodon typus (whale shark), 2033 nucleotides. RefSeq names its product nitrilase family, member 2 (gene nit2). Gene Ontology annotation, molecular function: omega-amidase activity. Gene Ontology annotation, cellular component: mitochondrion. Gene Ontology annotation, biological process: oxaloacetate metabolic process; L-glutamine metabolic process. Lineage: Eukaryota; Metazoa; Chordata; Chondrichthyes; Orectolobiformes; Rhincodontidae. The transcript has 11 exons. Bases 352 to 1206 code for a protein of 284 amino acids. The record is from RefSeq and is a predicted model, not a curated record.
CAUGGCUAUGCUCCCGCCCCUUGAAUGAUUCAAUUUCCAGCUCUGUCCGGAAAUAGUUAGUCGAUUAAUUCACUUCUAAUUUCCUUCCAGUUUGUUUUCUACCGUACAAAUACGGGAUUGUCAUCAAAAACAAGGAAACUUUGUAGAAGCGAGAUUUGUACAUUGCCUAGUCUGGUCCAGGUUUUCAUGCCUGCUGGCUGUGUGGAGCAACCUCUAUAGUCCACUUCAGACAGAGUGAAAUACUACAAUUCCCGAGCAUCUCCCCGUCCGCUGCAAAGCUACGUGACCCACUGAGUGGAGUUGAAAAGGCAGAAGUUUCACCCCAGUCGUUCCAGCGUUGAGGGCUUCUCGAUGACGGAGAACAUGUCAGGAGCGGCAACAAAAUUCCGUCUGGCACUUAUUCAACUCACGGUGUCCCCUUUGAAAGCCAGUAAUCUCAGCAAAGUCCGAACGUUGGUGAAGGAAGCAGUGUUGAAGGGGGCGAAGGUUGUAGCACUCCCUGAAUGUUACAAUUCUCCAUAUGGAACAAAUUAUUUCCCAGAGUAUGCAGAAAAAAUCCCAGGCGAGUCAACCCAAAUGUUAUCUGAAGUAGCAAAGGAGCAUGGGAUUCACCUUAUUGGAGGUUCCAUUCCAGAGGAAGAUGGUGGGAAGUUUUACAACACCUGCACAGUGUUUGCACCAAAUGGAUCCAUGUUGUUGAAAUACAGAAAGAUUCACUUGUUUGAUAUUGAUGUACCUGGGAAAAUCUGUUUCCGGGAAUCUAAGACACUUUCUCCUGGGAACACGUUAUGCACCUUUGAUACACCCUAUUGCAAGGUUGGGAUUGGGAUUUGUUAUGAUAUGAGGUUUGCAGAACUUGCUCAGAUUUACGCAAAAAGAGGCUGUCAACUUCUGGUUUAUCCAGGAGCAUUUAACAUGACAACAGGACCAGCCCAUUGGGAGCUCCUGCAAAGGGCAAGGGCUGUUGAUAAUCAGGUGUAUGUAGCAACAGUUUCACCAGCACGAAAUGAGAAUGAUUCCUAUGUGGCCUGGGGUCACAGCAGUGUAGUAAACCCAUGGGGUGAAGUUGUAACCAAGGCUGGUCAUACCGAGACUAUUGUUUAUGCAGAUAUAGAUUUGAAUUAUCUUGCGGACAUUCGUGAACAGAUACCAAUUCUAAAGCAGAAACGACAUGAUCUUUAUAAUGUGCAGGCAAUGCAAGAUUAAGAAUCACAGCUUUAAGACUGUACUCCUUCAAGUAGAAACAGUGGGUGAAAUACAAAUCUUCCAAUCACCUCACCAAUUUGUUAAUGAAUCUGAAAUGCUUCAGAUUUAAGACUGUAGGUGCACAAAACAUCAGAUUCUCUUGCUUAGAAUUAUGAAUUAUUAGCAGUAAUUCGUAAUAAAAUCUUCAGUUUCUAAAUGGCAAAUCACUGUUUAAAUGUCAUAUGAAUUUAAAAGUACAAUUUAUACUUUGUAUAAAAUUUUGCACUCUUAUAGAGUAUGUUGAUACCAAAUUGUAGGUUCUGAGGGGCUUUUACACUAGUCGCGAUGGGGAUUCAUAUCAGUAAAAAGAAUAUUUGUCAAGAUUUCUAAGGACUUCAAUGUGUGCAACCCUUUUCUAUUGCUGUCCUAAGAUGAGGAUUUAUGGAUCCAUAAGCACUUGCAGUCCUGCUCAUCACAGAUGAAUAAUUACCAAAAGGAUAUUUCACAAAUGGCUACACUUCAAAAGUACUUUGUUGCCUUUAAAGCACUUUGGGGUAUCCUGGAGUCAUGAAGUACUGUUAUAUAGACACGCAUUUUAAAAAAAAAAGUAAAGGCCACGCCAAUCAUUAUUUUCAUGUUGACACUUUCACACUUUAAGAUUGGUGACUGAUCAGAAGGACAUCUGACUGAUACUUGGUAGUUAGUGGAUACAAAGACUAAUUAAUAUACUGUGGUGUUCUAACAAAAAGAGCUAGAAUCUUCCUGCUCUGUAUAAUUUGGAAAGAAAGUUCAGAGUGGAGGAGGCAAAGUAAUUUUACUGAAACAAUAAACUGAAAAAUGAAGUUCAA